CAGCUUUCACCAGGUAUAACAACAGGUAAUUGACACUAAAUCAAAAGUGAAAGAACCGAGAUAGGAACUUCCUCUUGAGCGGUAUAGAACUCUGUCGAAAAUGACUUCUCUGCUGUCUUGGCAAAUCAAGUGCUCGAUGUGUUUGAGCGAUUUCACCGAUCCAGUCAUGCUGUCCUGCGAGCAUGUCUUCUGUCACCAGUGCAUCACCGGACACAUGAACACCAGCCUGGGUCACAGCCUCUGCCCUGAGUGUUGCAGGCCUUACACUGAGAGAGAUCUGCGCUCCAGUCGACUUGUGAAAAACAUGACGGGUGCCGUGAGACAACAUCUUACAGCACAACAGCAGAAGGAAAAUUCACCCACACAAUCAUCACAAUCUCCGAGUGACACUCUCGUGUGCCCUGAACAUGACGAGAAGAUGAAGCUCUUCUGUGAAACAGACCAGAAACUCCUGUGUGUCGUGUGCCGCGAUGGAGAGAAACACAAAGGUCACAGUUUUAAACCUGUAAAAGAAGCUGCUGAGAUAAUCAAGGGGGUAGUAAAGGGUGCUGUGGGUUUCCUCGUCAAGGAGAACGGACAGCUAAAUGGCAUGACCCAGAAACAGGCAACUGAGGUCACAAAGACCCAGAUGAGGUCCAAAGAGCUAUCAAAUCAGAUAUCUGCUCAGUUCGAAGAGAUGCACCGCUUCCUAAAGAAGAAAGAGGAGGAAAUAAAAAAGCAUUUGGAGACUCAAGAGCAAGACACCGUCACAACCAUGUGCAAAAACUCAACCGCCAUCAAUGAAAGACUGAUGGAUGGAAAAGAGUUAGAGUGUAUUUUUCAGUCUGCAUUGGAAAUUAAUCAGCCUGAGUUCUUUUUACAGUGGUGGAAUGAAAAAGGAUUUCUGACUAUAGAAAGGAUGAAAAACAACAGGACUCCAGAUAUCAAGUACAAGUCAUGGGUUAAAGAUCUUAAUGUGAUUCCACACUCCUUCUUCCUUGGCCCUUACGAGACUCACCUGCAGUUCUUUGUAUGGAAAGCCAUGUUGGGAGCUGUCAAGCCAGUUCCAGAGCUCUUCAGCAUGAAGGAUCCUGGAGACUCAUACCUGAAGGUAUCACCAGGAAAAACAAGCAUACGGCAGGCAGACAGACAGUCUGGUUAUUACAAAGAAUACAAUCCAGGUGUCAUCUCUGAAGAGAGCUUCCAGUCUGGCCAGCACUACUGGGAGCUAGAAGUUGGGAACAAGUUAGACUGGAGUAUAGGGGUUAAGCCAGAAGUGGAAAGUAGAUCCAAAAAAGUCAAAUCAAAAGAUCCAAAAGACAUAUAUUUUGAGCUUGUAAAUGGCAAAGGAUAUGUCCUCAGUAGGAAUGGUAAAGAGAUUCCCAUUGAGGUCAAGAGAAAGCCCAGUAAAAUAGGGCUCUAUCUGGACUGUGACAGAAAACAGAUCUCCUUCUACGAUGCAGACAUCAUGACUCAGAUUUUCAUAACCAACUACAAUUCAGCCCUGCCCUGCUCCAUUAGUCUAUUCCCAGGAGUUUACCUGGAUGGAAAAAACAUCGACCCAGUCACAGUAUGUUCGUAUGAGUUCAAAUCUGCUCACAGUCCAUGAUACUAGCCUGGAAUUCUGAAUGAUCUCAAACCUUUCAGAUGUCUUUUAAAGACACAUCUUGAAUUGCACAAUGAGGUUAAUAUUCUCAGGGUUUAGGCAUUUAAACCAUUUGAAAAUAAUUCAUCAUAUUUCUGCUUUGGCUUGAAACUGAUAAAGGGGAGCAUACAGAAACCUGAUUACAAUGAGGACACCUGCUUGUGGUGAAAUGCAAAUUUCCUUAAGAAGCUUAUUAGCAAGCUGAUGAAUAUUAAUGAUCUUCAAGGGUGUGCGUCAUGUAUAUUAAUGUAUAGAUAGAUGGAUGGAUGGAUGGAUGGAUGGAUGGAUGGAUGGAUGGAUAGAUAGAUAGAUAGAUAGAUAGAUAGAUAGAUAGAUAGAUAGAUAGAUAGAUAGAUAGAUAGAUAGAUAGAUAGAUAGAUAGAUAGAGGUAUCACUUAGUAUGCACUUCAUAGAAAACUCUUUUCAGUUCUUCUGUUGUUCCUCUGGGGAACCUUUAAUAUUUUAUGUAAAUACUUUUAUUCUAUCAAAAAGGGCUCCGAGCAUCCUUACUUAUUCAAAGAGCACUUACACACUUCCUUUUUUCCAAAAGGGUAUUCGUCUAACCAUGCUGUAUGCUAGAUCAGAACAUUUCUUAACCAGUAUAAAGUGAAACAAAAAUAUUAUCUUAAAUAUGGUGCACAUGUGUAGGCUGUUAACCAAAGAGACAUGGGUACUUUACUUUACAUAAACUUUUAUAUAUUUUCUACUCUUUCUCUGUAGAUAUCUGAGUAGAUGGAAAUAAGAUUAUAUGUCUAAAACAAUGACUUAAAUUUUCAAUGAUUGAGAAAUUGUUUUAAAGACUCUUAAUUAGUUGUCACUCUCGUCUGUUCGUUACACCUGCUUUCUAUUCAUGCGUUCCUUGUUUUUUAUUAGUUAUUAGUUUAACACGGUUCCUGUUUUGUGGUUAAUCAUUCUCUGUCAUUUUGAACAUCUGUGCUUUUUAAGCCUGUUUUUACGUGUCCAAAUAAACCUCAAUA
Molecule: messenger RNA, 2601 nt
Organism: Hemibagrus wyckioides
Lineage: Eukaryota; Metazoa; Chordata; Actinopteri; Siluriformes; Bagridae
Gene: trim108
Product: tripartite motif containing 108
Exons: 6
Coding region: 101-1588 (495 amino acids)
Molecular function (GO): zinc ion binding; protein binding
Source: RefSeq, a predicted model, not a curated record